AUAGGUUUUUUAAUUACAGGUAAAAAAAAAAAAAAAGUGAAUUGCAUUAUUGAUUAUUAUUGAAUAAACAUUUCAAAUAAUAGCAUUGUAAUCGAUAAAAAGCAGGAACUCAACGUCUUAAAAACAGUUAAUGGUUUUACGAUUCUGAAACAAGAAAGUUCAAUUACGUUCAUUAUAGAGAGUAAGAUCAAUCAGCCUGUAUUUGUACCUAGAUUCAAUACGAUUUUAUCAAUCUUGGCGUUCUUUUGACAGCACAACAGCUUUCAAAUUGAUAAAAUGAAUUGUAAAACUUGGAACAUUUUUGUACUUAUUUUCUACAACUAUCUAAAAGAAGGUGGAACGGACACCUGGAAAAUUGUCCCUCGUUUGACGAACAAAGGUGUAAAUGAAGUCAUCAUAGCUACGUCGACAAAUCCUACCGUGACGUCAUGUGCCGUCAAAUGUCAUCAAUUGCAGAUGUGCAAACUAUUCCGUUACCACAAGAUCACAUCUACGUGUGACCUUUACAAGACUGUAAAUCUCAAGGUCAAUGGAUUAGCACCAGGAUCCGUCUUCUUCCAGUUGAUGCCGUAUAAUUGUGUUGCCGGAUUGGAUGAAUGGUUUCCUGAAAUUCUACAGUGUAUCUGGAUCCACCCCUCGAGUCUCAGCUAUGCUGAUGCCAACGCCACUUGUUACGCCCAUUCCAAGAGCCUGAUUAGCAUGGAGACCGACACGAAAUACCAGUUUGUGAAAAAGUUGAUGAGUAUGAUGGGAUAUUUUUGGAUACACUGUUUUGCCAGAAGAGUAGGAACCAAUCGUUACGAAUGGGAAUCCGGUUCCUCUAUUUCUAACAACUGGUGUCCAAGUCAGCCGGACCGGGACUUUCCAUGUGUAGGGAUAGACAUUAAGUUGGACUCCUGGUGCCCUGAUGGUGGACUGGAUGACAUUUUGUGCUCAGACGAGAGACAUUUCUUCUGUACAUAAGCUGACCGUUGAUGUGCAGCGGGGGGUGGGGGGGUGGGGUAAAAAUGGAGAGAAAAAAAGAUAAAUAUGUAACCAAAAACAAAAGAAAAAUCCAAAACAAGAACACAACAAAUAAAAAAAUAAACAAAUAACAUUCGUGUUCGGCACUUCAUCUACUGAAGUGACAUAAUAUAACAAAAACAUUUUCCACGCAUAUGCUUGAUUAAUUAACCAGUCUGAAGGAUUAUAUUCAUCUUUGUAGUAUACAUAAACUGUUCCAUCUCUUAAAAGCCUGUUCCUUCAUACCCCCUAGUAAUGACAAUGAUCCCCCUCAAUGAGAGUGAAAAAUUCUCGACGGGACGUAAAACAAACAAUCCCACACGAGAUUUCAGUGUAGUACUUACCAGCGAUAUAUUCAUCCAUUUAAAAAAAAAUAAUAGGUAGACCAGAGUUCACCCAUAGGACACGAGUGCAGAAGAGUGGGUGGUUUCCUUGUCGAAUUUUAUUGUUUUUCUUUUUUCCCCAAUUUUCCUUUCUUUUUUGAUUGUCAGAUACCAGGAACUACAUUAAGUCACACAGCUGGGUUUCGAAAUAUUCCAAAGUAUCUCAAAACUGCCAUGAUACCUUGAAUAAACCACAUAUAAUGGAAAUCCUUAAUCUCUGUACAGAUAUUUUCCCUUUUAUCUUUACAAAAAAUCAUAACAGAUGAUACCAGUCUGAAUCCAAACAUCUUGAUCCCCACAAUCAACAUUAUUUUUAUCUCCACAAUUAACAUCAUUUUUAUCCCCAAAAUCAACAUUAUUUUUGUCUCCACAAUCAACAUUAUUUUUAUCUUCAAAAUCAAUAUUGUUUUUUUUUUUAUCUCCACAAUCCACAUUAUUUUCUAUUUCCACAAUCAAUAUAAAUUUAUAUUAAUGAAUUGUUUUAAAUAAAGUUCGUUGAAGUAUGACAUUUAUGUAUACUUUAUCCCAUUUUGAGCCCCUUAUGUUUUGUCACCUCAAUGCAGUGUGUUUCUCGUCGGGGGCCCCCGGUGAUCCUUGUGAUUUUUCUGCUAGCCAAUCAUUGACCAGUAUUUUCAUUAUCUUUUGAUUUUUUGUCCAGAGUGGCUGCUGUUAUUAUUUUAUUUUAUUUUUUUUUUUUAACUCUACCCCAGCUGGUUUUUUUUUUUUUUUUAGUUAAUAUCAUGUAUUUAUGUUUGGCAGAAUUUUUGGCCACCUUUUUUGCGUCGGUUUUAUAAUCUAGUACUGGGAGGCACACUUUCCUUUCAUGUUUGUGAUGAUUAUGUAAUAUGUUUGCAAUAAGACCAGUUUGGCCCAGAUGGUUAUUGUAUAAUAUGUAUUGUAAUUGGCCUCCCAGUUUUUUAUACUACACUCUUAAAUCGUCAUUUUUUUCAUUAAAUGACAAUUUUAGUUAACAUAAAACUUGUACUCUGUUUGAGCAAAAAACAAGCCUCAUCGAGGGCAGCAUGCUUAUAACAAGCAUUUCGAGAAGUUUUACUUAAAAAUAAUUUUUAUCCCCAAU
This is a messenger RNA of Ostrea edulis (European flat oyster), 2463 nucleotides long. RefSeq lists its product as uncharacterized. The transcript has 4 exons. Bases 277 to 963 code for a protein of 228 amino acids. The record is from RefSeq and is a predicted model, not a curated record. Lineage: Eukaryota; Metazoa; Mollusca; Bivalvia; Ostreida; Ostreidae.